This is a messenger RNA of Pristis pectinata (smalltooth sawfish), 4959 nucleotides long. RefSeq names its product maestro heat-like repeat-containing protein family member 1. The coding region runs from base 1 to 4959 and encodes 1652 amino acids. The transcript has a single exon. The record is from RefSeq and is a predicted model, not a curated record. Gene Ontology annotation, cellular component: cytoplasm. NCBI's taxonomy places the organism in Eukaryota, Metazoa, Chordata, Chondrichthyes, Rhinopristiformes, Pristidae.
AUGGAGGUGUGCAAGAUGGAGUCCUGCAAGGCGGAGGCUUCCCUGGCCGCGCUGACGGAUGCGGCCUUCGAUAAGGAUGAGGGCGUGCGGAAGCAGAUCGCCCAGUCCCUCUAUGAGCUGGGCUGCCACAACCCGGAGCAGGUGCUGGGCUCCUGCCUCGAGUUCCUGCUCAAGCACAGCCAGCUGGUGCAAGGGCACCGCACGGCCUUGCUGCAGUCGAUGGAGCGCAUCACUCGCGACACCAUCGGACUGAUUGGCCAACCGCUGGCCAAGAAGAUGAUCGCCCUGGCCUCCGAGGAGAUGAUCAAGCCCGGCGAGGCGGAGGUGGGCUGGAAGGAGGCGGCCAGCAACCUCCUGGUGGCCCUGGGCUCCAGGUUCAGCGACGAGAUCCUGGAGGAGGUCCUGCAGAAGCUCCAGCCCGGCACCCUGCCCCAGUUCUUCGUGGUGCAGACCCUGGGCAAUCUCUCGGUGGCCAACGUUCAGGGCAUCGUGCCUUACCUCCCGACCACCCUGCAGACCAUGCUGCCCAUGCUCCCCUUGGUCAAGCAGGACAACAUGAAGUGGGUGUUCACGUCCGCCAUGGGGCUGUUCAGCAAGAGCAUCCUGCAAUACCUCUCGAGCUUGGACAGGACCACCAAGCCAGUCCUCAACAAGGACGUGUUCUCCCAGGAGAUCUACGCGGCCUAUAAGAUCCUCUUCGGGAACUGGCUGCGGAACAAGGACACCAAGCUGAGGACCGCCAUCGUGGUGGCCCUGAGCUACAUGGUCCACCUGCUUCCCAGCGAAAGGAUGGAGGACGAGCUGCCCCGCUUUGUGGCCGGCGUCCUGGCCCUCUACAAGAAGCGCUGCGAGCCCUUCUACGUGACCCAGUGCCUGCGCAAUGUGCUGGAGACCGGGGUGGAGAUCACCAGCCACAUGCUCGAGACCCAGAUGGACAGCCUGCUGCCUCAGCUCCACCACCAAGUGUGCAGCCCUGUCGAGCCGGCCAACGAGCUGAGCUGGAAGAACCACGGCGAGGUGCUGCAGUGCUUCACCAUCCUCUCUCACGUCUCCAUCGACGGGCUCAUCAAGUUCCUCCUGCAGAAGCUGUCCAACAACAGCGAGAGGGUGCGUCUCGGCACCCUGACCGUGCUCGACCACAUCAUCAGCUCCGGCUUCAAGCCCCUGGAGACCAAGAAGGCCCUGAUCGUGUGCGGGGUGAAGCAGGCGCUGCAGGACAAUGAUAACAAGGUGAAGAAGAUGCUGGCCCAGGUCAUCAGGAGCAUGGGGGAGCAUGGCUACCUCCUGCUGGAAGGAGGGUGCACAUUGGUGGAGUUCCUCAUCCAGCAGUGUGGGUUACCUCCUGCCGAGAGCCCCUCCUGGCUUCAGCUGCAGGAGUCGGAGGCAGUCAGUGAUGAGGAACUCCGGCGCCUGUGCGAGGGCAUCAUGGGCUCCCUGGUCACCCUGGACACCAUGGAGGACGUCCUCUGGCCCUUUCUCCUGGAGUUCGUGGUGCCCACCCAGUACACCAACGCCCUGACCACCAUCUGCCGCUGCCUGGAGCGGGUGGGGGCGAAGAAGAGGCAGGAGAAGCAGCAGAGCCCCAUCCUGAACUACAACGAGAGGCUGGGCAUGCCCAAGCCCCACACCCUGCUGGCUCGCCUGCUGGCUGUCUCCGCCACGCCCUACGCGGGCCAGGGUAGGGGGUUGGCAGCUCUGCGGCUGAUGCAGGUGCUCAGCCCCAACGUCCACCCGGAGGUGGUGAAGCUGUGGGACGAGGAGCUGCCCCAGCUCACUCAGUUCCUGGCCGAGAACCAGGAGGACACCCUCCCCCAGAAGCUGUGGGAGGACAAGCUCUUCUUCUUCCUGUCCCGCACCCUGGAGACCAUCACGGACGAGAAGUGGACCUGGCAGCUGAGCGAGGAGAUGACCCGCCACAUUCACAGCUACCACGGCUUCCCCAGGGAGAAGGCCUUCCUCUACAAGUGCGUGGGCAUCGUGCUGGGCCAGACCAGCAACAAGGACGUGAUCAACAACGAGCUGCAGGAGAUGCUGCUCAGCGUCCAGCACAGCGAGGCGCUGGAGCGGGAGGGGCUGGCCACGGGCAUCGGCUUCUGCGCCAUGUCGCACCUGGACGACACGCUGGCCAAGCUGGACGACUUCGUUAAGAUGGACAUCGUGAAGAAGACGGCGAGCUUCUUCAACAUCCUCAAGGAGAAGCUGGACGGAGACAUGGAGCGGGUGAAGAGCACCCUCAUCCUGUGCUACGGGUACGUGGCGCUCUACGCACCCGAGGGGCUCAUCCUCCAGCGCAUCGACAUCCACAUCCUGGACCACAUCAUGAGCCUCUCCAACACCAAGGUCCUGGGCAUCAAGGUGGAGACCAAAGACCUGAUGAUAAAGUUGACCCUCAUCAAGGCGGUGACCCUCAUCGCCAAGGCCGUCUACGCCAACAAGGGCAAGCACCACUUCAAGUUCAGCCGGAGGGAGGAGGUGCUGUCCUACAUGCAGGACCUCAUCGGGGGAGAGCCCAAGGCCCACCUGAAGACCCGGGUGCGGCAGUCGGCCAUCAACGCCUGCACCCACCUCAUCCGGCUGGAGCCCCGGCUCAACGAGAUGGAGUCCUCCGAGCUCAUCCGCAACUGCCUGGAGGCCGUCUUCACCUUCCUCCCGCCGGACACUGACAGGAGGAAGGACACCAAGAAGCUGAAGGAACGCGAGGUGCUGCACGGAGAGACGGUCGCCGCCCUCCAUGAGCUGCUGAAGGAGUUCCUGACCCAGAACCUCAGCUCCGAGGGCCUGGAGUUCAUCUUCAAGCAUGUGCAGGAGUGGAUGGUGUCCAUCAAGGACUACGAGCGGGAGCGGGCUGUCCACGCCAUGCUGAUGCUCCUCAACUUCUACCGGGAGAGGUUCAAGGCGGUCAACGCCGGCACCUUCCACAACCUGGGCGUGCUGGUGGGCCGCUUCGUGCCGCGCUGCGCGGACCCCGUCCUCUCCGUCCGCUACGCGGCCAUGGAGAGCUUGUACACCCUCCUCUGCAUCCAAGUGCGCUACGAGGGCUGCGCGGUCAACCCGCUGGAUGACCCGGUGGAUCAGCUCCGCACCAUCAAGGACCAGCUGCAGAACCCCGACUGCCACAUGCUCUUCCAGAUCUGCUACGACGUGGCCAAGGUCAUCUCCAGCAAGCUGCCCAGGAGUCAGCUCCAGCCGCUGCUCUAUAGUCUCUUCGAGGGCCUGUCCGACUUCCACGCCACUUGCUCCAGCGCCACCUCCGUGGUCAUGAACACCCUGGUCCGGAGGCACGGCGAGGUCCUCCGGGACCAUGUGGCCGACAUCCUGGACCACCUGCAAGCCCGCAUGCAGACCAUCAGCCUGGAGCAGGUCCGCUUCUCGGUCAUCUACUUCAUCUCCCUCCUGACCUCCCAGUGCAUGCCCGGCGUCCUGACCUACCUACUGUUCCGGCCCCUGCCCCACGACAAGUACACCAGUGCCAUCUGGCAGUCGCUGGCCCGGGAGACCAAGUUGGCGGCCGCCACCAUGGACUGCCUGGUGAGCAAGCUCAACGACUACCUCUCCCACGACGACCAGAAGGACGUCCCCGGCAAGAAGCCGCAGGCCACCGGCGCCUCGGAGACGGUGGCCGCCGUCUACGGCCUGAGCGAGAUGGUCUCCAAUCCCGAGUCGGUGGAGGCGGUGGUCAGCCUGUACCCCAAGCUCUUCGGCACCUUGGUCCUCUACCUCAGCUCCGUGGUCAGCGAGAAGGUGGCCGAGAGCCAGGGCAAGGGCUCGUCCAAGAGGAAGAGGUCGGGCCUUCAGCAGCAGAGCAACCAGCAGGUCAACGUCUGGGACUCCUCGGUGGAGACGCUCAAGAUGACGCUGGUGCGGGGCAGGACGGAGGAGGUGGUCGGCUUCAUGGAGGACGAAGGGGCCUGGGAGCUGAUGAGGAGCGCCGAGGAGCACCAGCACGGCGUGGCCCUCCUAGCCCGGGCCACCUGCAGGCACGCCGCCCGCUACUUGGCGGACAUCGUGCGCUUCCUGGAGCCCAUCCUCUUCAACGUCCAUGAGCACCAGCGGGUGACGGUGGCCGCCUUCUUCAGCGAGCUGCUGGCUCAGCCCGUGGCGCAGGAGCUGAGGCUCACCGACGGUCUGGUGGACAACCUACUGAGGAGCCUGGAGGAUCCAUCCCCGACCGUCCACUGGCUCUCCACCCGGGGGCUGGGCAACGUGGCCGUCGGCUCCCCCCAGAAGGUGCCGAAGCACGCCGACAAGCUGCUGGCCGCCCUGGUCAGCGGGCUGGACAGGAAAGCCGAGCUCAACGACCUGGUCGUGCUGGAGGCCAUGUCCGGCCUCGCCAAGGUCCUGAGGCAGCUGGGCGAGGAGGACACGAGGCCCGUCCUCAUCGGGGUCAUCGCCGCCGUCCAGCCCUUCUUCGAGAACGGGAGCGAGCGGCUGCGCGCCGCCGCCUUCACCGUCUUCGGGAGCCUCUCCCGCUUCGCCGACGGCGGCUCCCGGGAUGUCUUCAUGGAGCACGUCCACUACAGCCUGGUCAGCCUGCUCCUGCACCUCAACGACAGCAGCCCCGAGGUGACCAGCGCCUGCAGGGCGGUGCUGCGCCUCAUCGGCCCUCACCUGAGCUCGGACAGCAUCUGUGCCAUCUUCCAGACCGACCUGCUGGAAGAAGCCAACAGCCGCUACUGGGACUUCAUCGGCGCACUGACCAAGCUCAUCGUCAUCGACUUCCCGGACAAGGUCAGCCUCUACCUCUCCAGCAGCGUGUCCUUCUUCAAGAGCAUGCUUCCCGAGAUCCGAGGCAACGCCGUCAUCCUGGCCGGCUUUCUGCUGCAGUACCUGCCCAGGGAGUACGCGGAGGCCAGCGCCGACGAGAACGUCUGCGUGGCCAUCAUCAUGAUGCUCCACGACGUCUCGCCUUGCGUCCGCAUCAAAGCCGCCAAGGUGCUGGGUCUCUACAGGGGCUUCUAG